Molecule: messenger RNA, 976 nt
Organism: Erythranthe guttata (spotted monkey flower)
Lineage: Eukaryota; Viridiplantae; Streptophyta; Magnoliopsida; Lamiales; Phrymaceae
Source: RefSeq, a predicted model, not a curated record
UUUUUUUUUAUUAUAUGAAAUAUUAAUAAAGUGCUUAUUUAAAAUGUAGAUGGCAGGAGGUCGGGGGAAAAGUCUUAUGAGUCAAGUUGCCGGUAAAGGCAAGAGCUUAAUGAAAGCCUUGAGUGGGAAGGGGGACAAUCCGGAAGAUCCGGAUCGCAUUGGAGACCGAGAUGUCCUUGCUUCCGCGCGUAGAAGAAAGCAGUUAGCUCGAGAAGUAGCGUUACAGCGGGAAGAAGAGAGACUGAGACGAGAAGCUGUUGCAGCUGGAGCCGGACCCUGUACAUUGCCACAUGCCGACGACGAUAAUAUGGAUACUGACGAGGAGAUGGAGGAAGAUGAUGGGCCAGCAGAUGCAUUUCAGGAUCGUAGAGGUGGUCGUGCCUUACCCUUUCCGCAGCUGCCUGGUCCUGCGUACUUGGAGGGUCCGUGCGAGGGAGGGCCGCAAAAUUUAGAGUUUAUGCGAUGGUUCAAGUCGCAUAUAGCGAUGUACAUUUGGGAAGGAUAUGAGCGCCGUGAAACUACACGGUGCGAGUCGAGGACCAAAGCACUCGAGGACUACCGCGGCCCGCAGGAUAACACGAUGAUUGCGAGGUUGGAGGCAACAUGUCUUUACCACUUACGAGACUGUUUUCUGAAGAGGAUGAACAAGAACCUCAUGCUAGCUUUCGUGGAGAGGUGGCAGCCGGAAACGAACAGUUUCCACAUGCCAUGGGGCGAGAUGACGAUCACGCUCCACGAUGUCGCUUUCAUCCCAACUUGGUGUUACCCAAGAAUUUUGACGCGUUUGCCUCAACGUUUCUGUUUAUGUGAUAUAAACAUAACAUGUGAUGCGAACGUGGAAACACGUUUGGCAAUGCUUUCAGUAGGCCCAGCUCACGAUCUGUCAGUAUCACUUCUGGUUCUAUCCCGAUUGGUAAUAUGUCUCGCAAACAUCGCAAUGUCCAUGCAUAAGUGUCCCCAUCUUCACGUGACAUAA